Messenger RNA from Tripterygium wilfordii, 602 nucleotides. RefSeq lists its product as uncharacterized. The transcript has 3 exons. Bases 78 to 425 code for a protein of 115 amino acids. The record is from RefSeq and is a predicted model, not a curated record. NCBI's taxonomy places the organism in Eukaryota, Viridiplantae, Streptophyta, Magnoliopsida, Celastrales, Celastraceae.
UUAAGUAAAACGUUGCGUUUUGGUCCGUUCGGGUUCUUGUACAUUCCAAUUUCUUCCACCGAAGCAGCGAAACUCCAAUGGCGGGCUCAGUCUGUUUGAGCUUCUCACUGGUCCUUUCUGUCCCACGAACUUCACUCAAGGACAUAUUUUGCAGAAAAGCAGCUCGUGGUCGUGUUGCAAGCCAAUCCACCGGCAUAACAGCGACAAAGCUUCUUAUGCCAUGUGGGUCAAAUAAAGGAAAAUAUUCUGCAAAUUGGAGGUCUCAGCAUCAUUUACCAGCACCCAUAAACCAUUUUGGUGAACUUAUCUCUUGUUGUUUAAAUUUUAGCUCUUGUACACAUAUGGUGAUAAUUGGUUAUUGGGUGGGACCUGAUGUUGAUGAUGGUUGGGGAUUUGUGGACGCCUUUAUUAGUCAAAUUACUUGAUUCUCUUUUAGAUGCUCAUGAAAUAAUUAUCUGCACGGAUUCUUUUGCUUAGUGAAGCUAAGUGAAGUAGAACGGCUGGACAAUGAAUUGUUUAGGGAUGGAGUACCUUUAAGAUAUAUUCUCGAGGAGAGUGCGUCUUUAUUAUAAAAGUUUUGUAGCAUAUUUAUUCCUUUUGCA